AUGGCGGCGGCCGGGGACUGGCAGGACUUCUCCGAGUUCCGCGCGCCGGAGGCCGGGGCCGGGGCCGGGGCGGGCGGCGGCUUCUCGGCGCUGACCCGCAGCCUGGAGGAAAAGCUCCGCCUGUGCUUCCGCCCGCCCGGGCCGGGCGCCGAGACCCCGCGGGCGGCCGUGCGGCCCAUCACCGAGCGCAGCCUGCUGCAGGGCGACGAGAUCUGGAACGCGCUGACGGACAACUUCGGGAACGUGAUGCCAGUGGACUGGAAGGCCUCGCACACCCGGAGUCUGCACCUGCUGACCCUGAACCUCUCGGAGCAAGGGGUUCCUGACAGUCUGCAGUUGGAGGCGCCAGACGCCGAGGACGUGCGGGAGGCGCUGGACAUGCACUCGAUCAUCGUGUCCUGCGUGGACGAGGGGCCACUCUUCACAGCUGACCAGGUGAUUGAAGAGAUCGAAGAGAUGAUGCAGGAGUCCCCGGACCUGGAUGACCCCCAGACGCCCUCGCAGUGCGACCGCCUGUCCACACUGUCCCAGGAGCUCCAGACCCUGCAGAGGGCCGGCAGUGACGGCGAAGCAAGGGUGAAGAGUCUCCCCGUGUCGUCGCUCAACGAGCUGCUGGAGGAGAUGGAGGGUGCCAUCCGCGAGUUCUCGGAGGAGCUGGUGCAGCAGCUGGCGCUGCGGGACGAGCUGGAGUUCGAGAAAGAGGUGAAGAACAGCUUCAUCUCCGUCCUCAUCGAGGUGCAGAAGAAGCAAAAGGAGCACCGAGAGUCGGCCCGGAAGAAAAAGCACCAGCCCCGGGACGGCGGCGCCCUGAACGGGAGGCAUGAGCGAGGCCACGCGCCUGGCACACGCUUCAGCGUGGAGGGGAUCUCGCACGUCCUUCAGCUGGGCCUGCGCCACACCUUUGGGAGCUCGGGCGGAGACAAACAGUACCUGACGACUGUCAUUCCUUAUGAGAGCAAGAACGGGUCCCCUUCAGUGGAAGAACUGCAGAUCUUAACCAAAAUUCUCCGUGCCAUGAAGGAGGACAGUGAGAAAGUGCCCAGCUUGUUAACAGAUUAUAUUCUGAAAGUGCUCUGUCCCACCUAGGGUUGCCGCUACUGCGUGGACCCCGAGCUCCAGCCCCUGCUCCCAGCCGCCCCAAAGCUGCUCUUGGCAACUCAGCGCAUUUGCACUUGGCUUCGUGAGUCAGUAUUAACCGGAUCCCGCCCUGGCGAAUGCUCCACCGCGCGCCCCCAAGAGCAAGAGCUCCGGCACCUUCUGGAUUCUGCAGGUGGCGUGCAGGACCCUAAACUCCAUACCUGGAGGGACCCUGCAGAGAGAGAGAGAGAGAGGCCAGCAGGAGCCAUGGAUCGCUUUAUUCUCUCCUGCAUGUACUUGGGGCCCAUCUGUGAGUUUCCGGGGCUUUCUAGCUGGAGGAAAUGGCACUGAAGGACAAGGUCCAGCUGCAGGAGCGCUGGCACUGAUCG
Molecule: messenger RNA, 1466 nt
Organism: Suncus etruscus (white-toothed pygmy shrew)
Lineage: Eukaryota; Metazoa; Chordata; Mammalia; Eulipotyphla; Soricidae
Gene: FEZ2
Product: fasciculation and elongation protein zeta 2
Exons: 9
Coding region: 1-1086 (361 amino acids)
Cellular component (GO): axon; cytoplasm
Source: RefSeq, a predicted model, not a curated record